CCUCGGCCGUGAGUUAAUUGGUAACGAAACCGACAAGAAAGUCUAACGAUGACAGUAACAGAACUUCUUCGAGGGUGAAAACAUGUUGCUUGCAUCGUUGUUAAUUCUUCUAAUUUGGUGUCUACAUUACCGCUGGAAGAGACGUCACCUUUACCACCACGCCAGCAAAGUACCAGGUUUAAAAGGUUGGCCCGUGGUUGGUAACCUCUUCGACUUUACAGGCGAUGCUAACGAAAUUUAUGACAAAGUUUCAGCACACUUUGAUUCUUGCACGCACAUUACAAAAGCAUGGAUUGGGCCAACUCUUGUCUACGGUAUUGUCAAACCUGAAUAUUUAGAAAAAGUACUUACAAGUCCAAACACCAACUCCAGAGUACACUUGUACAGAACAAUUAUUGGCAAAUUCGGCGGAAACGGACUUUUUUCAGCUCCAAUGUCUAUAUGGAAACGCCACCGCAAAGUAAUAAACCCGAUUUUCAGUCGAAAAAACCUUGAUCACUUUGUUGAAGUGUUUGCAAAACGGUCUACCAUUUUGGGUGAACAUUUAGAACAGUACAUCGGGAAACAAGACGUGGAUUUGUUUCAGAUAAUCAGUAGAGGCACGCUGGAUAUCACUUGUGAAACCAUGAUAGGUGUCCAGAUCAAUGUACAAGAAGAACAAUCAGAAGUGGCAGAAUGGACAGAUAAGUUGUUGGAAAUUAUGCUCUAUCGACUUUAUAAAUUUUGGUACCACCACGAUUUCAUUUUCAAGUGGACGACGUUACAUAAAGAAGCCGAGGUAUUUGUAAACAAGUACAACCUUUUUAUAAAAGAAAUUAUCAAAAACAAGGACAAAAGCGUCAAAUCUGAGUCUCCAGCUCUGCUCGAUUUUUUGCUUGAUUUGUCUACUAGUGGAAGCGAACUGACAACAGACGAGAUUGUAGACGAAAUCAAAACUUUCGUAGUUGCUGCCUUCGAUACCACGGCCGUUAUGUCUUGUUUUGUAAUUACCAUGUUGGCGAUGCAUCCGGACAUUCAAAAUCGCGUCUAUGAAGAAGUUGUUAGCGUUUUGGGGCCUGAAAGAACGCCGGAUUUUAAGGACUUACCUUCUUUUAAAUACAUGGAAUUGGUAAUUAAGGAAACCCUCAGACUUUUCCCUGGUAGCCCGUUUAUGGCAAGAGAAGUCCUAGAAGACUUAUCUCUGGAUGAGGAUAUAACCCUUUCAAAAGAUUCCUUGGCAAUACUAGGAGUAGUCCACGUUCAUCGAAGUACCAAAUAUUGGGCAGAUCCUCUCAAGUUCGACCCGGAUCGGUUUUUACCAGAGAGAGCCACAAACAGGCAUCCUUUUACCUACAUACCGUUUUCUGCAGGACCUAUGAAUUGCAUCGGUCAGAAGUACGGGAAGAUGGCACUCAAAAGCAUCGUAGCCAUUCUUGUCAGAAAAUUUCAAUUUCGUACUGAAUACAAAACGGUCGACGAAAUCAAGUUGACUACUAAACUCAUUGUGAGACCACGUGAUGGUUUCAAAUGUUCUUUUGAGAUGAGGAAAAAAGAAUAAGAAGAAACUGUCACUAUAUGUACUAUCUAUGUCGGUAGAAAUGAAAUUUAGAAUUUGGUGUUGGUUGACUGGAUUAUGUUAUCAAAUUUGCUGUAAUAGGUCGAAAUAAAAGUUAUUUUCUCA
This is a messenger RNA of Zophobas morio, 1660 nucleotides long. Its product is annotated as cytochrome P450 4C1-like. Gene Ontology annotation, molecular function: heme binding; monooxygenase activity; oxidoreductase activity, acting on paired donors, with incorporation or reduction of molecular oxygen. NCBI's taxonomy places the organism in Eukaryota, Metazoa, Arthropoda, Insecta, Coleoptera, Tenebrionidae. The transcript has 8 exons. Bases 83 to 1537 code for a protein of 484 amino acids. The record is from RefSeq and is a predicted model, not a curated record.